Trichoderma citrinoviride is the source of this 933-nucleotide messenger RNA. RefSeq names its product NAD(P)-binding protein. NCBI's taxonomy places the organism in Eukaryota, Fungi, Ascomycota, Sordariomycetes, Hypocreales, Hypocreaceae. The transcript is spliced from 2 exons. The record is from RefSeq and is a predicted model, not a curated record. Bases 1 to 933 code for a protein of 310 amino acids.
AUGUUUUUCGGUGGGAGUCAAUUCUCUCCCGAGAGGGACAUUCCUUCUCAAGAAGGCAAAGUAAUCGUGGUCACCGGAGGGAACACAGGCAUCGGCAAAGAGACCAUCCUCCAGCUCUGCAAGCACUCGCCGAAAAAGGUCUUCCUCGCCACCAGGAACGAGGCCAAAGCCAAAGACGCCAUCACCUCCAUCAACUCCCAGCUGCCCGAGCCCGCCGACGUCGAGUUCGUGUCGCUCAACCUCAGCAACCUGGCCUCUGUGGCUUCCGCCGCCGAGACGAUUGCCCAAAGCACGGACCGGAUUGACCUGCUCUUUCUCAAUGCAGGCAUCAUGAACAUGCCGCCGGGCAACAAGACGGACGACGGCUUCGACCUUCAGCUGGGCACCAACCACGUCGGCCACUUUCUCUUCACCAAAAAGCUGCUUCCCGUAUUGAAAGAGACCGUCACCAAGUACAAUCCCGACGUCCGCGUCAUUUCCACAUCGUCCAUCGGAUACAGAUUCGCGCCGUCCUUUGAGACCAUCAUCUCCACCGAGAAGCUCUCGUCACAAGGCCAAUGGACGUCCUACGGCGCUUCCAAAGCAGCCAACAUCCUCUUUGCCGCCGAGCUGGCCAAGCGGCACCCGGAACUCACCUCGGUGUCUGUCCACCCCGGCAUGAUCCAGACGGAUCUGUAUGCGACGACCGCGUCCAACAGCUUCCUCCUGCGAAACCUGAUGCGCUUCUUCGGCCCUCUUGUGUACCACGACGUGGCGUACGGCGCCUUGACGCAGCUGUGGGCCGCUACCGUGGGCAAGGAUAAGCUUCAGCAGGGCGGGUUUUAUGUGCCGAUUGCGCAGCUGGAGAGUAAAAACAAGUACGUCGCUGACGCUGAUAUGCAGAGGAGGCUGUGGGAAUGGACGGAGGGGGAGCUGAAGCAGAGGGGCUACUGA